Camellia sinensis is the source of this 1146-nucleotide messenger RNA. The record is from RefSeq and is a predicted model, not a curated record. Lineage: Eukaryota; Viridiplantae; Streptophyta; Magnoliopsida; Ericales; Theaceae.
AUGGCAAUGGCAAAUUCUUUAUCCAUUACACUCGAGGAAAAGGAAGAUAUUCACAGAAUUCUCAUAGCUCUCAAACUUGUCAAAUUUGUGGAGUUAUUCGACACUGAACUGAAUGUCACGAUUCAUUUCGUUUUGGAUGCAAUUGACAAAGCACACGAAGCUUCGACCAUCAUUUUCAAUACCUUCGACGCUUUUGAACAUGACGUUUUAGAAGCACUGUCAACAAUGUACCCACCCAUAUACCUCAUUGGCCCUCUUCAAUUUCUUCUCGACCAAUUCCCACAAAAUCACUUGAAUUCCAUUGGAUCAAGCCUAUGGAAAGAAGAAACAGAGUACCUUUCAUGGCUUGACUCGAAACAACCCAAUUUAGUCAUUUACGUCAACUUUGGCAGCAUCACUGUUAUGACACCCCUACAAUUGAUUGAAUUCGCCUGGGGUCUCUCUAAUAGAAACCAAACAUUCUUAUGGGUCAUUAGGCCUGAUCUAGUUGUUGGUGACUCGGCGAUUCUUCCACCGAAUUUUGUGAGUGAGACUAAAGAAAGGAGUCUAUUAGCAAGUUGGUGCCCUCAAGAACAAGUCCUCAAUCACCCAUCAGUUGGAGGUUUCUUAACACACAGUGGAUGGAAUUCGACUCUUGAAAGUAUUUGUAGUGGGGUCCUUAUGUUGUGUUGGCCAUUUUUUGCCGAGCAACAGACAAAUUGUUGGUCACGUUGCAGCCAAUGGGGUGUAGGGAUGGAGAUACACAGCGAUGUUAAGAGAGAGGAAGUUGAGAGAAUGGUGAGAGAGUUGAUGGGUGGAGAGAGAGGGAAAGAGAUGAAAAGAAAGGUCAGGGAGUGGAAGAAGUGGGGUGAAGAGGCCACGACUUGUUCUAUUGGGUCAUCUUACUUGAAUUUUGAGAAGAUGGUCAGACUUGUGCUUAUGUCUGCUGGUUUAAAUCAAAGUAGCUAGUGUGUGUGCACAUUUUCAUCUUACAAGCAAUUUCUGAAAUAAGUUGUUUCUUUUUUCUUUCUUUUUUUAAUUGUUUGGAAUAAUGUUGUACAAGUAUUGUCUUGACAGGGGGUUAGGGAUGGAUUUGUAUUUUGAUUUCCAUUGUGUCUCAGAAUUGUAUUAUUAUGCUUUUUUAAUAAAGAACAGGUUCUUGUUGUA